CAGCGUGACUGCGCAGCUCGUGCACAGAGAGAGGGGAGCGCCCUGUGUCGGUGCUGAAGGACGGACUCGGGGACCGACACCGGACCGACCGGGACUCCGGCGGACGUGAUUGAAGACAGCAUAAGCCUCGCAGGUAAAGGUGGUGACGAUGAUGUCAGAGCAGCUGGAGCUCAGUGAUGAUGUAGGUGUCCUGCCCCCCCAUGAGGUGGAGCCCCCCAGGGAGGAGGAUGGACCCUGCCCCCUACCCUUCAGGCUGCAGCUGAUCGACGACUUGUCCUACGAAGACGUGAAGAAGUGUUACAGAGAAUCGACUGUCAGCAAAUACAACUCUCAGUACCACAAACUGUUCCAGGCGGUUCCUAAAGAAGAAGUCCUGAUGAAAGCGUAUUCCUGCGCUCUGCUCAGAGACAUCCUGCUGCAGGGGCGACUCUACAUCUCCAGGAACUGGCUGUGUUUCUACGCCAACCUGUUCGGCAAAGACAUCAAGGUGUGCAUCCCGGUGGUGUCGGUCCGGCUGGUGAAGAAGCACAAGACUGCGGGUCUGGUGCCGAACGGCCUCGCCAUCACCAUGGAUACAGGACAGAAGUACGUGUUUGUGUCCCUGCUGUCCCGAGACAGCGUCUACGACGUCCUCAGGAGGAUCUGCACCCACCUGCAGGUGAACGGGAAGAGUCUGAGUCUGAAGCAGUACCUGGAGGAGCCCAGCUCGCUGUCCAUGGACGAGUUUCCAGAGGUGCUGAAAUGGAGACGGAAACCGUCGCUUCCCGCCGUCUCCUCCUCUCUCCCCGAUUUGCUGGGAAACUCCACCCCCAGCCUCGCCACCACCACCACCUUCAGUGCUCACACGCUCACAGACUGCAGCCUGGAGACGGAGAAGAUCCUGCUGACAGAGCCGGUACCUGAACUGGGCCACACAGAGUACCAGCUGCUCAGACUCUUCAUCCUACUAGUCUUCCUGCUGGUCCUGUCGUCCUGCUAUCUGGCCUUCAGGGUUUGUCGUCUGGAGCAGCAGCUCAGCUUCCUGAGCAGCCAGCCGACGCUGAGAGAGAGGUGUGGAGAAGUGCCCUGCUGGCUGGCCAAUCAGAAGACAGGAACCUGAUCCUGCAGCCUGUCAGCGUGUGAGGAGAAAGCCUGCUUUUUAUAGCGUUAGCUGUUGGUGGUGCAGGAGAAGGCUCUCAGGAGGAGGAAGGAGCUUCAUCUGACCCCUGCCAGCACCCGGUUAACAUAGAGAUGUUACAGUAGUCAACACACGCAGCAGACUAACCUUUGACCUCUGGGACAGAAAUGUCGGCGUGUGCAUUCCUGGUCAGUCAAAGGUCCCGAGAACUGAAAAUGUGUUGUGGGAUACCGCACAGAAGUGUUCGACUGUUUUCCAUCACGUCACCAUCAAGGAGGCGUCUGAUUGGCCCACACAUCCAGCCUCGCCUCGCCGUCAGCUGCUAGAAGCUGGAGAAAAGCCCAGAUCCAAGCAUCACGAUCGAGCUCAGACCCUCAUCACAGGACUCAGCCAUAAACUGUAUAUAAAAGACGGACACAGUUACUGUAACGUUUCCCGCCUCCAUGUUGGAGUUUUUAAAGCAGAGAUGCGCCCCCCUGAAUCCCUCCCCCCUCCCCGUGCCCCCUGACUCUGAACGUUGUGUUAAAUUAAACCUGAAAUCAGUGACUGAUGUUUGUGUUUCCUGAAGCCGACUGCCCCCUGCUGGUCAUUAGAAAGAAUGCAGGUGUGAGGGACCGCGUUGACGUCACAGGAUCUGCUGUCUUUUAUGUACAGUCUGUUGGCUCGUCACAUAGCUCAUGUGACCUGGGAAGACGUCGGGAUCCCGAGCUGGAGAAGGAGAACUCGGGUGGACGAACAGCUUACAGAGGCGCGCAAACACCUGAGUCGACCCGUCAGGUGACACCAGAUGAGUAGUUACACGUGUUAGGAAGGUUUCCUGCCAUUAAUCAUCUCCUCAGUGUUACUCAGCAUAGAAGCUCAGGAUUAAUAAACUCUCACAUCACUGCAGCAUUAAUGACAAAAGGUGUUCCUCAUUAUUUUCUAAUAUGCACACAAACAGUAUCUGACGGCUGGAGAACCUCGCUGCUCACCUUUGCAUUCAGAACUGCAGCGACUGAUUUCUCCUUUGAGACACAGCGACUGCACCAUGAUGACAUCACCAUGAUGACAUCACCAUGAUGACAUCACCCUGGAUUGCUGUGUUACAUUAGAGCUGUAGCAUCAAGAUUUGAAUGUUUUUCUUAUCAUGCAGAGAACCCGAAUCCAUCUUUGUUUAAUAGUAUUCGAUCAGGCUGAUUUUUUGUAUGAUGUAUGAUGAAUGUGCACAAAGAUCAGCCGCCAGAGGUGGACGUCUUUUUAAUAAAUCAUGUAAACAAGCUGAAUUUACUAUUAAAGCUGAUAUUUUCAAA
Molecule: messenger RNA, 2406 nt
Organism: Maylandia zebra (zebra mbuna)
Lineage: Eukaryota; Metazoa; Chordata; Actinopteri; Cichliformes; Cichlidae
Gene: gramd2ab
Product: GRAM domain containing 2Ab
Biological process (GO): regulation of store-operated calcium entry
Cellular component (GO): organelle membrane contact site; endoplasmic reticulum membrane
Molecular function (GO): phosphatidylinositol-4,5-bisphosphate binding
Source: RefSeq, a predicted model, not a curated record